Molecule: messenger RNA, 1987 nt
Organism: Pistacia vera
Lineage: Eukaryota; Viridiplantae; Streptophyta; Magnoliopsida; Sapindales; Anacardiaceae
Product: dihydrolipoyllysine-residue acetyltransferase component 5 of pyruvate dehydrogenase complex, chloroplastic
Exons: 6
Coding region: 185-1618 (477 amino acids)
Biological process (GO): pyruvate decarboxylation to acetyl-CoA
Cellular component (GO): pyruvate dehydrogenase complex; chloroplast thylakoid; chloroplast envelope
Molecular function (GO): dihydrolipoyllysine-residue acetyltransferase activity
Source: RefSeq, a predicted model, not a curated record
UGAAACCUCCGCCCAUGUUUCGAUACACUCUAGACAGCAACAACAACGUUAACCAAAACUCAGCACUCCUCUCCUUCUCUUCUCUUUUUCAAAUAUAAAUCCCCUCACAUUUCUCUUCCCUCUUCUUCUUCUUCUCCAAAACACUCUUUCACACUCUUGGACUCAUCGCCCAUCUCGAACAGCAAUGCCUCACCUUCUUCAAUCCACAUUUCUUCCCUCCACUUCCUCCUCCCCUUGUCUCCGCCCCACCACCCACUCCCAGAACCGCCUCCUCCACCUGUCCAGACCCGCAAGGAGGACCCGAAUCAGCGCCAAGAUCCGCGAAAUCUUCAUGCCGGCUCUCAGUUCUACUAUGACUGAAGGCAAGAUCGUCUCCUGGGUCAAGUCCGAAGGGGAUAAGCUCUCCAAGGGCGAGAGUGUUGUCGUCGUCGAGUCUGAUAAGGCUGACAUGGAUGUCGAGACGUUCUAUGAUGGGUUUCUUGCUAAGAUUAUGGUGGAGGAAGGUGGGGUUGCGGCUGUGGGGUCCGCUAUUGCUUUGUUGGCCGAGACUGAGGAGGAAAUCGCGGAGGCUCUGGCUAAAGCUGCUUCUUCGGGUGGUGGGUCGAUUGAGGCGGCGCCGAGUGCUGAAGUGAAGGAGCCAAAAGCGGAAGUGGAAAAGAUUGUUGAAAAGGUGGGGCCGCCAGCGGCGGAGAAGGAGCUGAAGGUGUUGGGAUCGAGUGUGCAUCCGGCGUCGGAGGAAGGGAAGAGGAUAGUGGCGUCUCCGUACGCGAAGAAGCUAGCGAAGGAGUUGAAGGUUGAGUUAGGGAGAGUGGUGGGGACUGGGCCAUUGGGGAGGAUUGUGGCUAAGGAUGUCGAGGCGGCUGCAGCUGAGGCUGCCACUCCGGUGGCUGCUUCUCCUUCUGGUGGGGCGGCCGCUAAGACAGCAGCUGCGGCGGCAGGGAUUGCAUUGGGAAGUGUGGUGCCAUUCACGACAAUGCAGGGUGCUGUGAGUAGGAACAUGGUGGAGAGUUUGAGUGUUCCUACUUUUAGAGUUGGUUACACUAUUACUACUGAUGCUCUUGAUGCUUUGUACAAGAAGAUCAAGUCCAAGGGAGUGACAAUGACAGCAUUGCUUGCAAAGGCGACAGCACUUGCAUUGGUUAAACAUCCUGUUGUGAAUUCUAGUUGUAGAGAUGGUAAUAGCUUUACGUAUAAUAGUAGCAUCAACAUUGCUGUUGCUGUGGCUAUAGAUGGCGGCUUGAUUACGCCAGUGCUUCAAGAUGCUGAUAAGGCUGACAUUUACACAUUGUCGAGAAAGUGGAAAGAGUUAGUUGAUAAGGCCCGUGCCAAGCAGCUGCAACCUCAUGAAUACAAUACAGGAACUUUCACUCUUUCUAACCUUGGAAUGUUUGGCGUGGAUCGCUUUGAUGCCAUUCUACCACCUGGAACAGGUGCGAUAAUGGCUGUUGGAGCGUCUGAGCCCACCGUUGUCGCAACCAAGGAUGGUAGGAUCGGCAUGAAGAACCAGAUGCAGGUAAAUGUCACAGCUGAUCAUCGUGUAAUAUACGGCGCUGAUCUUGCUCAAUUCUUGCAAACCCUGGCAAAGAUUAUCGAGGAUCCCAAAGAUCUUACAUUCUAGUUGAACAUCUCCAUCACAAAUGAGUUCUUCCCUUUUCAAUUGUUGGAUAUCUUCCUCCAUGUAUGUUCCCAAUGCUCAUUUUUUCUGGUCAUUGAUACGCGAUCUUGAUGGUGUAGAAUCAUAUACUGAAAAUUGUGGGAUCUAAUCACUGUGUUCAAAACCCUAAAAAGAACAAGAGGAGAUUUUGAAGUGCCAUGCUUAUUUCUUAUUUUCAUUUAUUAACAGUGUUGAAAUUUUUUUUUCACUUUGAUACCAUCAACUCUUGGUUCUGUUGUGUUAUUAAAUUUAGGCUGUCAAUUGUUGUCAAAUCUUCUUCAUCAACUAGGUGAAGCAUUAAUAUACUUGUCAAGUUUUUGGAUUUAUUGUUCA